Messenger RNA from Cotesia congregata, 594 nucleotides. NCBI's taxonomy places the organism in Eukaryota, Metazoa, Arthropoda, Insecta, Hymenoptera, Braconidae. The record is from the annotation of a GenBank genome assembly.
AUGUCUUUUUUUAUUAUUGCAACUCUGUUGCUCUCAAUAAAUUUUUGUCUGGGUGAUGUUUCUCAUAUUGGUUUAGAAUCAGAGUAUCAAGAUAAAACUACUACCAUUCCACCACCUCCAGUUCCGUACAGUUUUAAUUACAAAGCUGGAAGAUACCCAGGACAUGUUGAUCGUUUUAGAUCCGAAUCUGGUGAUGGCGCUGGUGUAGUACACGGUACUUACUCUUACAUCGAUCCUAAAUUCAAAAUAAGAACUGUUGAUUACACUGCCGACAAAAAUGGCUUCCACCCGAUUCUCAAAAACUUCGAAGACGUUCAGGCGCAGCCGCAAGACUCAGAAGCUGUGAGGUUAGAAAAGGAAAAGCACUAUCGUUUGUAUGAAAAAAUUGCUAAUCGCAAUGCAAAUCCUCCUGGAUUAAAUGAAAAUCUUCCUCGAGAGACCGUCAGCGUUGCAAGAGCUAAAAAUCGCCAUUUUGAACUCUUCAACAAAAUAGCUGCCGAGCAUGAAGCUAUUGCUCAUCAACGCGAAGCAGAGCGACUGGCUUUUGAAGCAACUUCUGUUCCCAAUAACGUCGAAGCGAUUAAUUAUUACUGA